Molecule: messenger RNA, 1501 nt
Organism: Oryctolagus cuniculus (rabbit)
Lineage: Eukaryota; Metazoa; Chordata; Mammalia; Lagomorpha; Leporidae
Gene: POU2AF1
Product: POU class 2 homeobox associating factor 1
Biological process (GO): positive regulation of transcription by RNA polymerase II
Cellular component (GO): RNA polymerase II transcription regulator complex
Molecular function (GO): transcription coactivator activity; POU domain binding; DNA binding
Source: RefSeq, a predicted model, not a curated record
AGGCAGCACUGCAGAGGACACAGCGCACCCGUGCCUGAGGUGGGAGGAUGUGAUGACGCAGCCCCACGCAGCGGGAACUUGGGCCUUUAAAAAGCCCAGGAAACAGCCUCAGAGCAAGCGGUGGCUCCACUGGAGGAAAGCACACCCAGGUCUCACAUUAAAGAAGCCAAACUGUCUGCUUCAAAGAGAAAAGGCAACAUCCUGUCGCAGGCCAUGCUCUGGCAAAAACCCACAGCUCCAGAGCAGGCCCCGGCCCCGCCUCGGCCCUACCAGGGAGUCCGCGUGAAGGAGCCUGUGAAAGAACUGCUGAGGAGGAAGCGCGGUCACGCCAGCAGCGGGGCAGCUGUCACGCCUACUGCGGUGGUGCUGCCCCAUCAGCCCCUGGCGACCUACACCACAGUGGGUCCUUCCUGCCUUGACAUGGAGGUGUCUGCUUCCACAGUGACGGAGGAGGGGGCCCUGUGUGCCGGCUGGCUCUCCCAACCUGCCCCGGCCACCCUCCAGCCCCUGGCACCCUGGACGCCCUACACGGAGUACGUGUCGCAUGAAGCUGUCAGCUGCCCUUACUCGACUGACAUGUACGUGCAGCCCGUGUGCCCCAGUUACACGGUUGUGGGGCCCUCGUCGGUGCUGACCUACGCCUCUCCGCCACUCAUCACUAACGUCACGACCAGAAGUGCUGCCACGCCCACGGGAGGCCCCCAGCUGGAGGCCCCAGAGCACCAGGCGCCCCUCACCUAUUUCCCGUGGCCUCAGCCCCUAUCCACGCUGCCCACCUCUACCCUACAGUACCAGCCUCCAGCCCCAGCCUUGCCUGGUCCCCAGUUCGUCCAGCUCCCCAUCUCCAUCCCAGAGCCAGUCCUUCCGGACAUGGAAGACCCUAGGAGAGCCAUGAAUUCCCUGGCCAUCGACAAGCUUCUUUUGGAAGAAGAGGAUAACGACAGCUAUGCGCUCAACCACACACUCUCUGUGGAAGGCUUCUAGGGCUGGCUCCUGCCUGGGAGUCCUAUUCCCUGUACUCAGGAUUUACAAGGAUUGAGCCCCAGACUCAUAUCUGUUUGGAGUAAUCAUGUCACAACUACACUUGCUGUCUAAAACUAGAACUGUAGAUCUUCCUUCCUGCCUCUCUCUUUCUUUCUCCUUUCUUUUUCCACUCUGUUCCUUUUGGGCAGGGAAUUCUAGGGAUUUCAGAGAUUUAUCUAUGUAUAUAUAUAUGUAUAUUUUGCCAGAUGUUGCUGAGUCUGUGGUCCAGGCACUUCCACUUCCAGUGGCCGCUGCUGACCCAUCGCUGGGCUGGUUACACCCUCUGUCGUUCUGACAUGAGCGAGGUGCCCUGUGGGAAGUCCAGCCCUGCUGUCACUUCGUGAGAGAGGCAGCCAAGAGCAGACCUGCUGCCAGAGUCCUUGAGUCCUUGGUUCCCACAGUUACUCCUUUGUUUGUUAUUCUUAGCUUUGGCCAGAUUGAUAGCCUAGGCAGCAAAGUCUUGAGACCUGGGGCUGAG